AUGCCCCUUGGUCAGAUCGAGUUGCCAGUCACGUUUGGUACGCCUGACAACUUCCGCACAGAGAAGCUUACCUUCGACGUCAUGGAUUUUGAGAUGACAUACAAUGUGAUCCUAGGCCGCCCAAUGUUGGGUAAGUUCAUGGUUGUCGUGCACUAUACGUACCAAACACUCAAGAUCCCGGGCCCUGAAGGGGUCGUAACUGUCAAAGGAGAUCAACGAGCGACAGUCAAGUGCGACAAGCAGAGCCUGGAUAUGUCUGACGAUGCUGUAGAGGAAGAGACCAACGACGGCGCCAAGGACAACAGAACUGAUGGUGGUGUCAAGGCAGUGCCCCUUGACCCAUCUGAACCAGCCAAGAUGGUCAAGGUUGGGGCUGGUCUCGACCCCAAAUAG
Molecule: messenger RNA, 393 nt
Organism: Phragmites australis (common reed)
Lineage: Eukaryota; Viridiplantae; Streptophyta; Magnoliopsida; Poales; Poaceae
Exons: 2
Coding region: 1-393 (130 amino acids)
Source: RefSeq, a predicted model, not a curated record